CUUUGUCAUAACCUUAAACUUAUCAAAAGCAAAACAAAAGUCAAAAACCAUUCAAAAAGCAAAAACAUUAAAAUUAGUGAAAAAACUACAGUUAAUGAAUUGUUACAUAAUAAUUUUAAAAAUAAUCGUCAAGUGAGAAAGCAAUACCUAAAUCGAGUUUCCCAUUUACGAUAAAAAUUACAAAUGUUUCCAUUUGUAGAUAAAAGUAUUGUCCCAAAAUUUGUGAGGUUUAACUGCACUGCCUCAGGUAUAUUUGUAAAUAGAAAUCCAAGGAAUUUGGAGCGUAUGCGAAUAGCUCGCAAACCAGAUGGUUACCACUUAGAGAAACCUGGUCGCAAGUUUUGGCACAAACUCUUAUUAACAACCACAAACAGAACAGUAAAAGCUGAAGUAGUCCAUUUUGUCAAUGGCCCAGUUAUUGACGCAAAAACUUCAGAGAAAGCACUUCGGAACCAGCUCUACAGUAUUACAGAUACAAGUGCCUAUAUGAACCUUGGAAGAGUGUUUGCCCAAAGAUGCUUGGAAUGUGGCAUCAUGGAAAUGUAUUGUGAUAUAGAACCAGUAAAAGGAGGAAAGGUUGAAAAGUUUCUAGAUGAAGUUGUUAAAGGAGGAAUUAAGCUGCAAGAAAUGGAGGUUUAUAAGAAGCCUGAACCGUGGGAUAUGCUUAGACCAGAAAAGCCAUGGGAAGUUACUGAAGAAUAAAGUUUGUUUAUACUAGUCAAUAUUAGAGAUUAUAUGGUACAGAAAA
This is a messenger RNA of Bicyclus anynana (squinting bush brown), 748 nucleotides long. It is a transcript of the gene mRpL18, whose product is annotated as 39S ribosomal protein L18, mitochondrial. The transcript is spliced from 2 exons. The record is from RefSeq and is a predicted model, not a curated record. Gene Ontology annotation, molecular function: structural constituent of ribosome; 5S rRNA binding. Gene Ontology annotation, biological process: translation. Lineage: Eukaryota; Metazoa; Arthropoda; Insecta; Lepidoptera; Nymphalidae. Bases 184 to 702 code for a protein of 172 amino acids. Gene Ontology annotation, cellular component: mitochondrion; ribosome.